UAUGAAUUGGAUAGAGGGAAACCGUUUGUGUGUAAAUUCGCUAUGAUUUCACGCGAAAUUUUGGUUUGAUUGCCUCCAAACAAGUAUUGUGACCAAGAUAAACUCAUGCCGAAAUACGGCACCAAGACAUACAGCCGUAAUCGCGCCAAAGAAUCAAAACUUUCCAAGGAAUUUGAUGAGAUUCAGCACAUUGAGAAUUCGGAUGCGAACGUCACAUCAGGGCAAAACACUUUCUCAAGAAGGGCGUCAAGGAAGUCUCCAUGGGCUAGAACAAGCAGAAUUAUCGAAAAAAAUGCUGGUUUGACAAAGGUAGGGGGUGUGGAUUCAUUAAAGACAGGCAAACGGCGAAGAUUAGGCACGAUCGACGAGAAAGACCCGUACGCUUUCGACGAAGAUGACGUGACGAUAUCAUACUCACAGAAAAGUGCUUUGCAAAGUAACGCUAUUGCACCAGCGAAGCAAACGAUCGCGCCAGAAGUGACUGAUAAAAGUACUGACGAUGAAGCUUAUAGCAGCUCUCAAGAAUUUAGUGAAAAUUCAUCUCAAGGAAGCGAAAGGAAAACCACCUAUUCUUACAAGAAGAAGCUUACUUCGUCACCAUUUAAGAGUUUUCUGAAGAAUAAUGAUAAAUCUCUGUCACCAAAGAAAGACAAAUCAAGGAGACUCUCAGCCUUGCCCACAAGUGCUGAUUUUAGUGAAGAGUCCCAGGACGAAGCAGCUUCUGAUACUCCAAGUCUUGCUCCAGCUGUGUGUUUACCACGAAGAAAAGACACUGAUUCUCCCAGUGCAAUCAGAGUUAAAAGAACAGAGAAACCACUUUUCACAGUAGUGAGGAAUGUCAAACAAGUCCAUGAGUGCCUGGAGUCAGGAGAAGAUCAGCAGUUUUUUGAUGAUGUGGAAUACCUUCUGGAUGGUCUCAAAGAGACCCGUUCAAUUUCGACCCGCUGUAUCAGUGCCCUGGAUUUUGCAUCACACUGUGCCCAGCCCUCUUUCAGAGUGAGCCUUCGUGCCCAUGGCAUGGGACCCAAAAUAUUUUCAGCUCUUCAAGAUGCGCCUUCAGAUAAGUGCUUAGCACUUUGUACAUCAGCCAUUACUUUGAUGCUAUCCCAAGACCGUCAAAAUGCUGACCUUGACAGAUCAGUUCUUGAACUCAUGAUGAAACUCUUAGCUGUGGACAGCAUGAACAAGCAAUCAAAAUCACUCAAAGAUUACAAUAAAUACAUCUCCAAAGUGCGGACUUUACUUGAGAAGCAAAGUGUAUCUGAGGAGCUACUUGAAAUGGGGGAUGAUGACAUAAAUCCUGCCUCACUAGUGUGUGAAUCUUUGCUCUCACUGGCAUCUCAGAGGAUUGGGGAAUGGUUUAAGGAAGAAAUAAGAGUCCUGCAAGGACUGGAUCAUAUAAUGAACACAGAGUUAAGACUUAAACUUGCUAAUCACAAGUUUAAGGUUACAAUCCAGAAUUUGAAUAAUCAAAAGCAUAUGAUUCAGUAUGAAAAAGGGUCAUUUGUUUCAAGCCUUGUCAGAUUGUUACAAAUGUGUCUAAACAUACUCAACAAUGGUGUCUCCUCAAAGAAAGCCAAGAAAAAACCUGAUGAGGUGUUUCAAGACUGCUUCUUCAGCAUUCUCAAAGUUUUUCUCAACCUUACUCACAAUUUUGAGAGAGGAUGUUCUUGCAUUGGGCAACAAGAAGGCUUUUUAUCAUCCCUUCUUCUGACUGUUUUACAGAGUUUGGAAUUGUUAUUCAACCUCGUAGAGGACAGUAAGCAGAAUGUCGCCUCCCUGGUACAGCUUCGUACCUCCUCCCCUUGCCAUGAAAGUCAAGAUGACAGCCAAGAUGAGACAGAUCAGGAGGGGAAACACAGUACAACUGAAGCUCUUGUACAGCUCUUUCUUAUAAGAGAGGAAGCUGCUAGGAAUACAGAUGACAUGACAUCAGGUCUAUCAACUGAAGAGGAAAGUAGUCAGGAGUCAUUUAAACCAACAAAGGAUGGCAUGGGGUGGACUUUUGGUGAAGAUAUUGAUGUUUCUGUUGAUGAAGGAGAUAAGAAAUCUAAUGACCCUCAAGAAGAAGAAGAAGAAAUUGUACCUUUGGAGGUACAGAUCGGGAAAGCAUUACAAAAAGCUGGAAAACACAUGGAAGAUAGUGUUGUGGCUGCUUAUGUUGCCCUGCUACUUGGAUGUAUUUUACAGGAAAAUGAAGCAAACCAGUCUUUUGUCAGGAGUCUUUUACCUGAUGGUGACUUUUCUCUACUUAUCAAUGUCUUGCGAAAAUUCCUCCGCUUCAUCAAACUCACGAGUGGUACAAGUGGUCAUGGAAUCGAAAAAAUUGUUAAAGUAUUGGAAAGUUGCAAGUAAACCAAGCAAAGCCGUUUUGGGGAACAUCGACGAUUUGCCAUUGGCAAAGUAGUCUGCUGUUUGUAGAGUGAUGUACAUUUUUACUUUUAUUCUUACAUAAUUAUCACCAGACGAAAAUGAAACUCACAUCAAGCAUAGCACGUAAUGAGACAAAUUAUUUACAAUCUGGAUCAUUGUAUAUAAAGAAUUCAAUUUAUUCAGUUUCUUGCUCCAUUGAGAUACACGAGUUGUUGAAUGUAAAUUGAGCUUGUCUCAAGUGAUUGCAAAGCACAGCUUUGGGUGGGCUCCCUUAAGACUUGAGUGUGCACCGUAGAUAUGACUGCCUGCCUUCCACAUCAGUUGUUCUUGUACAUUAGGAAUAGGUUCAAUAAAGUUUGUGAUGUCUCAA
Stylophora pistillata is the source of this 2743-nucleotide messenger RNA. Its product is annotated as wings apart-like protein homolog. Lineage: Eukaryota; Metazoa; Cnidaria; Anthozoa; Scleractinia; Pocilloporidae. The record is from RefSeq and is a predicted model, not a curated record.